AUUAAAAAUGACUCGACGUCUUCCCCUCAGGUCAUCCUGUUGUCCUUCGUCUGCCUGACUCUCGUCGUCACCUACCUGAAGGUGCUCUGCGCUGCUCAGGCGGCGUCCAGAUCUGACCGGGCCUCGGCCAGAAACGCCCGCAACACCAUCCUCCUGCACGGCGUCCAGCUGCUCAUCUGCCUGCUCUCGUACACCUCUCCCUUCCUGAUCUUGUCUUUGGUCACCGUUUGGCCCCACAAGACCGUCGACAUCAUCUUCAGCUGCUACCUGUUGACCAACGUGCUCCCACGCCUGCUCAGCCCGCUCAUUUACGGCGCCCGGGACAAGAAGUUCAGCAGCCACAUCAGGCUGCUCUUCUUCUGUGAAUGCUGCCGCCCUGCAGGACAGAGAGUGAACGCCAUGACAGGGUCGAGAAGAAUGUCAAACAAAUUGUCACCCUGA
Labrus bergylta (ballan wrasse) is the source of this 441-nucleotide messenger RNA. The record is from RefSeq and is a predicted model, not a curated record. Lineage: Eukaryota; Metazoa; Chordata; Actinopteri; Labriformes; Labridae.